Messenger RNA from Pristis pectinata (smalltooth sawfish), 2282 nucleotides. RefSeq names its product kelch-like family member 31 (gene klhl31). Bases 29 to 1933 code for a protein of 634 amino acids. Gene Ontology annotation, biological process: negative regulation of protein phosphorylation. Lineage: Eukaryota; Metazoa; Chordata; Chondrichthyes; Rhinopristiformes; Pristidae. Gene Ontology annotation, cellular component: cytoplasm; nucleus. The transcript is spliced from 2 exons. The record is from RefSeq and is a predicted model, not a curated record. Gene Ontology annotation, molecular function: protein binding.
AUUGUGACCGUGACAGGGCAUUACAGUCAUGGCACCAAAGAAGAAAAAUAUUAAAAAAAAUAAAGCAGAAAACAAGGACACGACUGUCAUUGUGGAGGAAAGCACAAUCAUCCAUUUAAAUGGCGUGAAUGGCCUUGUAGAUGGAGGCAAUGGUUUCAGUUGCAUUUCGACGGAGAUCUCCAACUCAUUCCACAGCUCUAGUCUCUUAGAAGCAAUGAACAAAAUGAGGCAAGAAAAUUUUCUGUGUGAUCUAACCAUUUCCACAAAAACCAAGUCAUUUGAAGUUCACAAAGUGGUGAUGGCUUCUUGCAGUGAGUACUUCAAGAAUAUCCUAAAGAAAGAUCCAUCCACCCAAAGAAUAGACCUCAAUGAAAUAUCUCCAGUGGGUCUUGUCACGGUUAUCACUUAUGCAUAUUGUGGAAAGAUAACAUUAUCAUUGUAUACAAUUGCUAGCACAAUCGCAACAGCCAACUUGCUCCAGAUUGAUUCUCUUGUAAAGAUGUGCUGUGACUUCUUGAUGCAGGAAAUCAAUGUGGAGAAUUGCAUGUACAUUGCUAAUAUUGCGGAAACAUAUGGACUUAAAAGUACCAAGGAAGCAGCACAUAAAUUCAUUACUGAAAAUUUCCUAGAAUUCUCAGAAAGGGACCAGUUCUUGAAGCUAACCUUUGAACAAAUAAUGGAAUUUAUGCUGGAUGAUGCCCUUCAGUUACCAUCAGAAAUUACAGCAUUCCAGAUUGCAAUGAAAUGGCUGGAUUUUGAUAAUAAAAGGGUCAAAUAUGCAGCCGAUUUACUGAACACCAUUCGGUUCGGUACCAUUUCAGCACAGGACCUGGUGAACUAUGUCCAAACUGUGCCUAGAAUGAUGCAAGACCUGGAAUGUCACAAAUAUCUUGUAGAAGCCAUGAACUAUCACCUCCUUCCCUAUCAACAAAACACCUUACAGUCAAGAAGGACAAAAGUCCGUAGUGGCCUCAAAGUUCUAGCGGUAGUGGGUGGCCGUCAAGAACUAACAGAAAAGUCGCUCAGCAGAGAGGUUAUAUAUCGAGAUCCUGAACGUGUUUGGAACAAACUUUCUGAAAUGCCUUAUAAGAGCUUCAAUCAAUGUGUGUCUGUGAUGGAUGGAUUCCUCUAUGUUGCUGGUGGUGAAGAUCAAAAUGAUGCCAGGAAUCAGGCCAAGCAUGCUGUGAGCAACUUCUGCAGGUACGAUCCUCGAUUCAAUACUUGGAUUCAUCUGGCAAGCAUGACCUAUAGACGUACCCACUUCAGCCUCAAUGUCUUUAAUGGUUUAAUUUUUGCAAUUGGGGGGAGGAACUCAGAUGGUCUCCUUGCCUCUGUUGAAUGCUAUGUGCCAGCAACCAACAAAUGGCAUCUUAAAGUGCCUUUGGAGGUAUCCAGGUGUUGUCACGCCAGUGCAGUAAUAGAUGGGAAAAUCCUGGUUACUGGAGGUUACAUUAAUAAUGCAUAUUCCCGUUUGGCAUCUGCCUAUGAUCUCUCAGCAGACAGCUGGCAAGAUGCAGCUAACCUGAGCACACCUAGAGGAUGGCACUGUGCCAUCUCCCUUUUAGAUCGUGUGUAUGUACUGGGUGGAAGUCAGCUAGGAGGUCGCGGGGAGAGGAUUGACGUGCUCCCUGUUGAAUGUUACAACCCACGUACUGGGCAGUGGUGCUUUGUGGCUCCCCUCCCUGUUGGUGUCAGUACUGCCGGUGUUACAAACCUUGACAGUAAGAUCUAUUUGGUGGGAGGUUGGAACGAGGCAGAAAAGAAAUAUAAGAAAUGCAUCCAGUGCUUUAACCCAGGUCUCAAUGAAUGGACGGACGAAGAAGAGCUUCCAGAAGGGAUAGUUGGCUUAUCUUGCUGUGUUUUCACCAUGCCUAGACAAAGAACACAAGAAUCCAGGACUAGCUCGGUUUCAUCAGUUCCAGUCAGUAUCUGAUUAGUAGAAGAACAUUUUAAAUCAAAACCACAAUUGCACAAAAAAUGCUCGGGCUUAAAUUAAUAAUUAGUUUUUGUUAUUGGAUACAAAAGAUUUUCUGAAUUAGAUUAAUAAGAAACCAUUAGAGGCAAAUCAUUGCCUUUACAAGAUGUACAUAUCAUAAUGGUGUGCUGAAAUUAGUUGUUUGCAGGAGGGAAGAAAAUCAGUUACAAUGGUGUGACUCAGCAUGGCUUACAGUGAUAGGUACUUGCAAUCAAAGUCAGUCAGCUCCAGCCAAGAAUACAACAUUCAUUUAACAACCUCUUCAUUUAUGUCCUGUUGAUGGGGUUAUUAAAACUUGGAGAUGUGU